UCUCGCUUGUCCUCUCUUCAACUGCACGUAAAGAUUGCUUUGCUGCGUGUCUGAUUUUCCUGGGUGAUAUUUUCCGAAAUUUUCCGGUUAAACCGUCCGUUCUGGUCGCAAAAAUGUAUUCAAAUGAAAACUAUGCUGAAGAGGGCUACGAUGACUACAAUUACGAUACUGGGAACGCCGAUGAUGCCCUGUACGACCGAUCGUACUUCCCAAUGCACGAGGAUGUGAAAAAGUUCCUGGUGUACUUCUGCAGUGUCAUUAAAGGAGGGGUUGUGUAUGAAAUCCAGAACUUGUAUGAGAAUACCUUCCCGAAGCUGAGCGAGCAGCAUUUCGAGAAGAAGGCUUGGCCCAGCGAGGAUGAAGUUGCUCAUCUGGUAGACAAUGAUAGUCUGUUCAUGAUCUUGUAUAAGGAGCUGUACUAUCGUCAUCUCCACGCUAGAAUCCAGGGUGGCCCAUCUCUGGAACAGCGGUUGAACUCGUUCUACAACUAUUGCAACUUCUUCAACUACAUUUUGCCCUCGAAGGAACCUGUGCAGCUGGAGUUGCCCGAUAUUUGGUUGUGGGAGUUGAUUGAUGAGUUUGUCUACCAGUUCCAGAACUUUGCCCAAUAUCGUGCCAGGCUAACAGAUAAGUCCGAAGAGGAAAUGGACAUGCUGUUGAACAACAAUAGCAAGGUCUGGAAUAUCCUGUGUAUUCUGAACGUUCUCCACUCGCUGGUAUCGAUGUCGAAGAUCAAGGAUCAGCUGGAAGCUGCUGCAGCUGGACGGGACCCGGAAGAAGUAGCCGGCGAGUUUGGACGCCAUUCGUUCUACAAGAUGUUGGGCUACUUUAGCUUGGUUGGGCUUUUGCGUGUACAUUCACUGCUGGGUGACUAUCAUCAGGCUAUUAAGGUAUUGGAACCAAUCGAGAUUCAUAAGAAGAGUCCAUACUCACAUAUUCCGGCUUGUCAAAUCUCGACUUCCUACUACGUUGGAUUCGCUUACAUGAUGAUGAGGCGCUACUCUGAUGCAAUCCGUACGUUCUCGUCGAUUUUGCUGUACAUUCAACGUACCAAGCAGUUGUAUAGCGCUCGUUCCUACCAGAAUGACCAGAUCAACAAGCAGACUGAUCAGAUGUACCACCUGCUGGCCAUCUGCCUGGUGUUGCACCCACAGUGCAUUGAUGAAUCGAUUCAACAGGUACUCCGCGAGAAGAACUACCACGAUAACAUGUACAAGAUGCAAUGUGGUGAUUUGGAUACCUUCCGCAAUUUCUUCGUGUUUGCCUGCCCGAAAUUUGUGUCUCCUGUACCACCCCCAUCCGACGCAGCGGUCGACGAUUAUGUGAAGGAAGCUUUGGAACAUCAAACCAACGUUUUCAUGGAUGAAGUCCGCCAACAGCAGGAGUUGCCUACGAUCCGCUCUUACUUGAAACUGUACACCACUCUUCCGUUGCUGAAGCUGGCCUCGUUCAUGGAUCACAUUCCCCAGGAUGAAAUCGGUGAGCAGAAGAUUGAAAAUCUGUUAACCCAUCUGCUAUGCUUCAAGCAUAAGAUGAAGAACAUCGUUUGGACUAAAGGCGCCAGCGGCUUGGAGGGCAAGUUCCAGUCCGGUUCGGAGUUGGACUUCUACAUCGACAAGGAUAUGAUUCACAUUGCCGACACGAAGGUAUCGCACCGCUAUGGAGACUUCUUUAUCCGCAAGAUUAUGAAAUUUGAAGAUUUGAACCGUCGUCUGCACAACUUGAAGUGAAAAUAGAACCGUGUGAACAUUUUGCGAUUGCAGUAAGAUAACUAAGAGGACAAAAUAAAAAGAAAGUUUUAUUCGAAAAGUAUCUAUCUUGAUCGAGAACGCUUGGAAGUGUUUGUGCAUUCAUUAUUCUACAUAUUACGCAGUUGUAACCUAUUACUAAAGUAACAAAUAAAAAAAGAAGAUAGGUUUCCUACGGGA
Molecule: messenger RNA, 1928 nt
Organism: Ochlerotatus camptorhynchus
Lineage: Eukaryota; Metazoa; Arthropoda; Insecta; Diptera; Culicidae
Gene: eIF3l
Product: eukaryotic translation initiation factor 3 subunit l
Exons: 2
Coding region: 114-1730 (538 amino acids)
Biological process (GO): translational initiation
Cellular component (GO): cytoplasm; eukaryotic translation initiation factor 3 complex
Molecular function (GO): protein binding; translation initiation factor activity
Source: RefSeq, a predicted model, not a curated record